AGUUUUUGCAUGAUUCCUCCUCAUUCACUUGUGACUUCAUGUCCGUUCUAGUCUCUUUGUGUCACCUCAAGUUCGAAAUAGACGUUGCCCCCGCAAUGAGCUCUGAGGAAAACGCUGAUGGGGCCUGUGCCAUUAGCUCUGACACCACGAACACCACGCGCUCUGCUCAAAUCAAUCGUGGUCAGCGCCAGCCGCGCAAUAUCAAGGUGGAAAACUACACAAAUCGCGACCUGGAGCCAUCGGAGUCUUCGCGAGGACUCUUGCCAGCGAACUCUCGGGAAGUGACUCCCAUGGAUGAUGCGCCUCCGCCAAAGACCGAGGCCUCCGAUGACAUCACAUUCUUCUCGGGGAACCCUUUCGUGGAGGUCACAAAGGGCAUCAUUCACCUGUACAAGAAGAACGAGCGAACAGAUGUGAUGGAUUGCCAAUCAAAGACCCUCUGUCUUCUGGCUGUUCCGGCAAUCCUCAGUUGCCACGAUCUCCUCAACUUUGUGGCACCCUGCCACUCUGUCAUCCAGCACGUGCGGAUCAUCAGAGACGGAUCACCGAAUCAAUUCAUGGUGCUUCUCGAAUUCCGCACUAUUGAGUCGGCGAUUGAAUUUUAUGAGACAUACAACGGAGUGCCGUACAACAGCCUGGAGCCAGACUCUCUCUGUCACGCUGUUUGGGUGUCUAGCGUCGUGUGGGGCUUCGAUGAGACUCCACCGGCGGGACACACGGAGUUGCCCACCUGUCCAGUUUGUCUAGAGCGCAUGGACGAGAGUGUGGACGGCGUGCUGACAAUCCUGUGCAAUCACGCCUUCCACGCGAGCUGCCUGGUGAAGUGGGGCGACUCCACAUGUCCCGUCUGCCGCUGCGUCCAGACGCCCGAGCUCACAGAGAGUUCUGUGUGCAUGGAGUGCGAAGGAACAGAAGCGCUCUGGAUCUGUCUGAUCUGUGGCCACGUGGGCUGUGGCAGAUAUCAAGGAGGUCACGCAUUCUCCCACUAUCGAAUGACCAAUCACACGUAUGCUCUGCAGCUGGGGACGAACCGAGUGUGGGAUUACGUUGGUGAUAACUUUGUCCAUCGGCUGCUGCAGAGCAAGACAGAUGGUAAAUUGGUGGCCACACAGAGUCCUGAAGGCGAUGGCGAGGAGAAGAUUGACUCGAUGCAGCUGGAAUUCACGUAUUUGCUCACAUCUCAGUUGGAUGCGCAGCGGGAGUAUUACGAAGAGAAGCUGAGUCGCCUGGAGAGCCUUGUGACGAGUGAAACAGAUAAGAUCAAGGCUCACACAGCCCAAAUUGUGGAGCAAAAUGCGACUCUGGAGGGAAAAGUGAAGGAUCUGACCAAGGAUAAGGCGGCGCUGGAGAAGAAGCUCUCCCAGGUGACGACUAAGCUGAAUGCUGUGUCCAAGGAGCUCUCAGAAGAGCGACAAAUGGGAAAGGCAAUGCAGACUAAUCAAUCUGAGUGGCAGACAAAGUGCACCAGCCUGGAGAAGCGUCUCAAGGAUCUGCAAGCGGAGAAGGAAGUCACUAUAACAGAUCUCAAGGAGCAGAUCAGAGAUUUGUCGUUUUACAUGGAGGCUCAGAGUCUGAUUGCCAAGUCGGAGUUGCAGGAGGAAAUCGCCUCGGGGUCUGUGAUCAUUCCGGAGAGUUCUGGGCAGAAGGGGAAGAACCGUCGGCGAAGGAAUUGAGCUCAAGACCAAGUACUACUCUUGUUUAUAGAUUAUUGGCUUUUCAGGCUUUCCAAUAAAAUUGAUGGUCAAAUUCGC
Messenger RNA from Phlebotomus argentipes, 1751 nucleotides. RefSeq names its product BRCA1-associated protein. Gene Ontology annotation, cellular component: cytoplasm. Gene Ontology annotation, molecular function: ubiquitin protein ligase activity; zinc ion binding. The record is from RefSeq and is a predicted model, not a curated record. The coding region runs from base 39 to 1673 and encodes 544 amino acids. The transcript has 3 exons. Gene Ontology annotation, biological process: protein ubiquitination; Ras protein signal transduction. NCBI's taxonomy places the organism in Eukaryota, Metazoa, Arthropoda, Insecta, Diptera, Psychodidae.